This is a messenger RNA of Emiliania huxleyi CCMP1516, 822 nucleotides long. RefSeq lists its product as hypothetical. Gene Ontology annotation, biological process: transmembrane transport; monoatomic cation transport. The transcript is spliced from 3 exons. Gene Ontology annotation, cellular component: membrane. Gene Ontology annotation, molecular function: monoatomic cation transmembrane transporter activity. Lineage: Eukaryota; Haptophyta; Isochrysidales; Noelaerhabdaceae. The record is from RefSeq and is a predicted model, not a curated record. Bases 1 to 822 code for a protein of 273 amino acids.
AUGGUCUUCUUACUCCCUUCGACGCCCACAACUCGCUUCGCUCCGGUGUCUGCUACGGCGAGCCUCGCGAGCAGCGCCGCCCUCCGCCUGCACCAGCCUCACGUCCAUGAGCCUGGCGGCCUGAGCGCCUCGUCGCGGGUUGUCCUCCUCGGAGCCUGUGGGAAUGUUGCUCUGGCGGUGCUCAAGACAUGUGUGGGGGCGCUAUCUGGGAGCGCCGUUCUGCUGGCCGAUGGAUACCACAGCACGGGCGACCUGGUCGUCGACGGCGUCUCUUUUCUUGGCGUCCGAGCGCCCGCCUUCGAGCUCGCCUGCACGCUCGGGAUCGCCGCCCUCCUCUCCUCCGCCGGAGCCGCGAUGAUGCUCUCUGCCUGCCAGCCGCUCCUUCUGGCGCUUCCGUGGGCGGGGCCGUCGGCCGGCGCCACUGUCACCACCACGGGCAGGGUGGUGGGCGGCGACCGCCGCAUACCGUCCUACAGCGGGGACUAUCGCUACGCCAGGGAAGACAAGGACGUUGACGUGCAGCUGCUGCUGUUCGAAUCGUUCGGCGGGUUCGGGAGGGGGGUCCGUGAGAUCCUCCGGAAGGCGGCGAACGUGCUACAGAACAAUCUGACGCGGGCCCAAUACCUCGAUGAGGUGACUUGGACCACUAAGAACUGGCUGGGGCUGCAGAAGCAGCGCAUCUCGGUCGUUCUUCACACGGCAAUCGCAGAGCAGAUUGUGAAUGAGCUUGCCUGUGGCGGGGGCGGGCGGGUGCACGGAGCUAAGUGCCUCGCCGCCCUCGCAGGGGUCGCUCAGGCGGCUCCCGUGGUGUACCUGUGUUAG